Molecule: messenger RNA, 2966 nt
Organism: Homalodisca vitripennis (glassy-winged sharpshooter)
Lineage: Eukaryota; Metazoa; Arthropoda; Insecta; Hemiptera; Cicadellidae
Product: puff-specific protein Bx42-like
Exons: 13
Coding region: 258-1862 (534 amino acids)
Biological process (GO): mRNA splicing, via spliceosome
Cellular component (GO): spliceosomal complex
Source: RefSeq, a predicted model, not a curated record
ACAAUACCUCAAACAAAAUGGAUUCCUUUGUCUUCAACUUCAACCAAAUAAGAGAGAUCACUGUGACAUUGUGAACGGAGUAGAGUGGACGUGAUAGAUUUGGUGAUUGUUAAUUAGUCGGGGUGACGUUUUGUGUGUACCGCAUAGUGUUAUUUUGUAAUCGUAUUUCGUAUUAAAUUAUGGUUUCAUUUAAUUUACAGUUGUAAUUGUGGUAGAGUAUUGUAAACUUUUGAAGCAGAUCGUCUGUAAUUUCCGAAAUGGCUGUAUCACUUUCAAGCAUUUUGCCAGCUCCAUCUCAGCCUGUUUGGGACCGGGACGAUGAACGGGCAAAGUCUCGGCCUGUUACUGCCCUCGUAUCUGCCAGUCCUACAGCCCCGCCAUAUGGACAACGGAGGGGUUGGAUACCAAGAAGUCAAGAGGACUUCGGAGAUGGCGGUGCUUUUCCUGAGAUUUCCGUAGCCCAGUAUCCUUUAAACAUGGGGCGAGAAAGCAAAGAAUCGUCCUCCAAUGCAAUCGCAGUUCAGCUGGAUGCUCAGGGGAAAGUGAAGUAUGAUGUGAUUGCACGACAAGGUCACUCAAAAGAUAAGAUAAUUUACUCCAAACUAAGUGACUUGCUGCCAGCGGAAGUAACAACAGAAGACGACCCCUCACUACAGCGACCAGAUAGCAAUGAGAUCGACGAAACCACUGAGAAAACUAGGCAAGCCUUAGAACGUCUUACCAGCAGCAAGAUAGCAGCUGCUAUGCCUGUCCGAUGUGCCGAUAAAGUUGCUCCAGCCCAGUACAUUCGCUACACACCGUCACAGCAAGGGUCUGCCUUCAAUUCUGGGGCCAAGCAGCGUGUCAUACGAAUGAUAGAGGCCCAGAAAGAUCCCAUAGAACCUCCAAAGUUCAAAAUCAACAAAAAAAUACCUCGAGGUCCACCCUCCCCGCCAGCACCAGUCAUGCAUUCCCCAACAAGAAAAGUAACUGUAAAAGAACAGAAAGAAUGGAAAAUUCCACCCUGCAUAUCAAACUGGAAAAAUGCUAAGGGAUACACAAUUCCUCUGGACAAAAGGUUGGCAGCUGAUGGAAGAGGACUGCAACAAGUUCAUAUCAACGAGAACUUUGCCAAACUGGCAGAAGCUUUGUAUAUUGCUGACAGAAAGGCUCGUGAAGCUGUAGAAACCCGAGCACAGUUGGAGAAGAAACUUGCUCAGAAGGAGAAGGAGAAAAAGGAAGAGCACUUGAGACUGUUGGCACAGAAGGCGAGGGAAGAGCGAGCUGGUAUUCGAACAACUGCAGCCUUAGAAAAAGAUGAUGAACUGCGUGAGCGGGACCAGAUGCGCUAUGAGAGGCAUAAGGACAGAGCAAGGGAGAGGAACCUGGCCAGAGCUGCUCCUGAUAAAAGGUCCAAGCUGCAAAGAGAUAGAGAGCGAGACAUCAGUGAGCAGAUAGCGCUGGGAAUGCCAGCCAAGACGAUAACAGGUGGAGAGGUGCAGUUCGAUCAGCGAUUGAUGAACACGACGAAGGGAAUGGAUUCAGGCUAUGGGGACGACGAGGCAUACAACGUCUAUGACAAACCAUGGCGUGACACCAACUCGCUUGGACAGCACCUGUACCGCCCAUCCAAGAAUGUAGACAAGGACAUUUACGGCGAUGACUUGGAGAAGAUUGUAAAGACUAACCGGUUUGUGCCAGACAAGGAGUUCAGUGGUACGGACAGGUCGGCGGCUCAGGCUGGCAGGAGUGGUCCUGUGCAGUUUGAGAAAGAGGAAGAGGAUCCUUUUGGCCUGGACCAGUUCUUGACGCAGGCCAAGCGGUCUUCAAAACGUCCCAACUAUGAGAGAGAACGCAAGGAUGACAAGAGAAGGAGGCACUAAAGGACUACCAGUCACUUCGGCUAUUUGUCUUCGAGGGCUGUUCAGCAUCAGCAAGACUGAAAAUAACCUCCAGUUUACAAAUAAGUUAACGUAGACCACUUACUACAUUUUAAGUUCUGUUAAAGAUUUGUAUAAAUAAUGUGAACAGUUUAGCCAGAAAUGAAAUAAAUUGAGUAAUUGUAUAGGACUGUACGUUUAGCACAUUUGUGUCUUGUAAUUUUUAUCUUUUAAAUAUAUUAUACAAAGUACGGGAUGAACCCAGUAUUUGAAAUUACAAAGUAAUCUCUAAAUACAACACUCACAGUAGAAUGCAUUCUUUCUUCUGUAAAUUAAUAAAUUCUGUAAGAUAAAUUCUUUUAUAAUUUAUAUACUCAGCCAACAACAAAAGAUUAAUUCUAUUGAAUAUUUCAAUACUGUACUGUAUGAAUAUUUAUUUACUGGCUUAUUGUGUAGAUAAUGAUUGUAGAUAUCAUUUUGAGUUGAAAAGUGUUUUUGAUUAGACUAAUAAACACAGUGCCAAACCAAUAUAUUUUACUUAAUUAUUUGGAAAUUAGUUGCUCACAUUUUCUGGUAUAGCUGAUACAUAAAUGACAUUUGUUGAAAUUAAUUUGAAAAUUGUGUAAACUGGCAGAGUUAAGGCUGCAACUUUCUUUUGUAUACUAAGACACCACUAUAUAGCUUACUACAUCCAUUGCUAGUUAUCAGUUUCGUUAAGAAAAAUCGGUUUUGUCGGAAACAAGUGUUUAAUAGACUGGAAGAGAAAUUGGAAAACAUUGUAUAGUGAAAAAAGGAUUUAGUUUUUGUUAUAUUUAUUACUGUUUAAAUAGUGCAUGAUUUGAUGGAAGUAUGGAAUGUACAAGUUUUGUUGUCACUACUGCUGCGAACAUUGUACUGCAUUUGAUGCAUUUUUGUUUAAUGAUUGUUUAUGCCAGUUAUUAGUUCCAUAAGAGGGUAUAAAUAUUUUAUUUAAAAAAAUUUCAAAUAUUAACCACCAUUAGAAUGGAAUUAAACCUUUCCAUUUAUUGUAAGAAGUGUACAGUUGUGUUAUUCUAAUGUAAAUCUGUUUUAUUUUUCUUCAUUUUUAGUAAAUACUUUGUAAUAUGA